AAGUGAUUGUUGAAAGCACUUUGUCCUCGCUCUACCUCGUCACUUCUCAGAAAAGCUGGUUCGAAUCCUGCUGCAUUUCUUGGAAACCUCUAGACUAAGGAUACUAAACCCGUGUAACUAAGUUUCCAAAGCCUUUUGCGAAAAAAAAAAAAAAAAAAGGUUUCCAAAGCCUUUAGCUUUCCGUGUCUUUAUUGCCAUCCCAUCCCAGGUACAUCACAAUCCCAACUCUGGAAUUUAUAAUAUUCAUAAUUAACAACUUGAGUUCAACUAGUUUUGCUUACUAAAUACACUCAAUACAGAAUGGAGAAUUUGGGAGUGCAAAAAUGGGUGUAUGGGUUGGCGUUUUUCAUGAUUCUUUUGAGAGCAGAAGGCUUCUUUGUGGAUAUCACUUAUGUUCAGAGUGCUGUGGCAAAAGGAGCAGUGUGUCUGGAUGGAAGUCCACCAGCCUACCAUUUUGACCCAGGAUCUGGAGAAGGAAUUAACAAUUGGUUAAUCCAUUUUGAGGGAGGAGCGUGGUGCAAUAAUGUCACUACUUGCCUUGCUCGUAAGGAAACUCGAUUGGGGUCUUCAACGAAAAUGGUAAAGCAGGUUGCUUUUUCAGGGCUCCUGGGUAACCAUCCCAAGAGGAAUCCCGACUUCUACAACUGGAACCGAAUCAAGGUUAGGUAUUGUGAUGGAUCAUCGUUUACUGGGGAUGUUGAGGCAGUAAACCCGAAAACCAAUCUUCACUUCAGAGGUGCAAGAGUGUUUGUCGCUGUUAUAGAAGACUUAUUAGCCAAAGGAAUGAAGAAUGCAAAAAAUGCUAUAAUUUCUGGAUGUUCUGCGGGAGGAUUGACUUCAAUAUUGCACUGUGACAAAUUUAAAACUCUCCUCCCAGCGAGUACUAAAGUAAAAUGUCUUGCAGAUGCGGGUUACUUCAUUAACGCGAUGGAUGUUUCUCGUGCGGCACAUAUUGAACAGUUCUACAAUGAUGUUGUUACAACGCAUGGGUCAGCCAAGAAUUUGCCUACUUCGUGUACAUCAAAGAUGAAUCCGGGAUUGUGUUUUUUCCCGCAAAAUAUGGCACCAACUAUUCAGACGCCUCUGUUCCUAGUCAAUGCAGCUUAUGAUUCCUGGCAGAUAAAGAACAUCUUGGUUCCCGGGGUUGCUGAUCCCCACGGGACAUGGCAUAGCUGCAAGCUUGACAUAUUGAAAUGCUCUGAUAGUCAGCUUGGCAUAAUGCAAGGUUUCAGGCUGGAGUUCCUCAAGGCAUUAGGUGCAGUAGCCAAUUCUCCGUCGAGAGGAUUCUUCAUCAACUCGUGCUACGCCCACUGUCAGACCGAAGUCCAGGAGACAUGGCACAGGGACGACUCUCCUAUGUUGGCUGGCAAGAGCAUUGCCAACGCAGUUGGAGACUGGUACUACGACAGAACCCCAUUCCAGAAGAUCGAUUGCCCUUAUCCUUGUGACAAAACAUGCCACAAUCGCGUAUUCGAAUAAGCCUUCUUUGGGAACCUUUUACUCCAAGUAGUGAAGAUUCCCAGAAGGAGAUGUGGGAAAGUGUUUGUUGUUGUUGAUGAUGAUGAUAUAUCUCAAGUGUUCAGAAUAAAGGAAUCACACCAUUGCAGAGGUAUCUUGGUGUCUUGUCUCUAAUCCUCAAAUUUGUACCUUAAUAAUUGUAAUUGAGUAGUACUUGUUUCAAUGGUAUCCUGCCUACAAGUUAGGAGAUUUGGAUACAAUGAAGAGGAAAGGAAAAUGUUAUUUGUAAUUUUUAAUCCAAUCAACUUUAGCACAAAAAUAAUAUAAUGGCCUUACUAUUUUAGAAAA
Ipomoea triloba (trilobed morning glory) is the source of this 1806-nucleotide messenger RNA. Its product is annotated as pectin acetylesterase 8-like. The coding region runs from base 301 to 1479 and encodes 392 amino acids. Gene Ontology annotation, cellular component: plant-type cell wall. Lineage: Eukaryota; Viridiplantae; Streptophyta; Magnoliopsida; Solanales; Convolvulaceae. The transcript is spliced from 13 exons. The record is from RefSeq and is a predicted model, not a curated record. Gene Ontology annotation, molecular function: pectin acetylesterase activity. Gene Ontology annotation, biological process: cell wall organization.